This is a messenger RNA of Aspergillus lentulus, 2701 nucleotides long. Lineage: Eukaryota; Fungi; Ascomycota; Eurotiomycetes; Eurotiales; Aspergillaceae. The record is from RefSeq and is a predicted model, not a curated record.
AUGAAGUUUGGGCGCAACUUGCCUCGCAAUGUCGUUCCCGAAUGGAGCACUUCGUACAUCAGGUACAAGGCCUUGAAGAAACUGAUCAAAUCCGCGGCAGAAGAGGUGAAAGACGGCCGUGAAGCGGAUCUUGCGGAAUUCUUCUACUCUCUCGAUCGAAAUCUCGAGGAUGUCGAUUACUUCUACAACAAAAAAUUUGCGGACUUUUCCCGUCGGUUGAAGUUGCUGGAAGAGCGAUACGGCCAUUCCCUGCAUAAAGGGCAUGAGCUUGAUUCGGAGGAUGUGGAGGAUCUUCUGGCGGCGUUGCUCGAACUGCGCGGUCAACUGCGCAAGUUGCAGUGGUAUGGCGAAGUGAACCGUCGUGGAUUUGUCAAAAUUACCAAGAAGCUUGACAAGAAGGUCGGCGUCCAGGCACAACAGACAUACCUGGAGACUAAAGUGGAUCCGUCGCCUUUCGCCUCGAACGCAAGAGUCACCGAGUCUUUAAAGACAAUCAACGAUUGGCUCUCCGUGCUUGGAGACCAGAAGGUCUUUGAUGAUGCAAGCUCCACGAAAUCCUCGCUUUCCUUGAAGAAAGGACCUUCGCGACCCAACCUCAAUCUGCCCCCGAGCAUGCUCGCUGAGGUCGACGAGGCUUUGCGCAAGGAUGACACACAUGUUCUCCUGGAACUAAUGGAGACGCUGAAGAAAGCUGCGGAGGAUAUCGGAGAAACAGUCUAUCCCAAGGUCUUGAAAAGUCUUCUUCAGCGGUCCAUUCACUAUCGUUCCAAGGCGUGCAUUUCAGUCCUUCUUGGUCGAAUCGACUCGCUCGACGAGGAGGACGACAUCAAUAAGCGCAACUGUAUCCAUCGCUUGGUUAUUUCUAUCGGACGAGCGCAGUCGUCCACUGACUCAGAGUCGUCCGCCUCGAUGGUGCUUGAUUUUUCGCUGGAAACUUCUCAUUACAUCACCCCUGCUGCUCCUCCAACAAUGCAGCCACCCCGCUCAGUGGUAAAAGAGACGAACCAUCCUCAGCUUCUGGACAGAGACGACCCAUCGGUUUCACUUUUGCAGUUUAUUCUGGACGAACUCCAGCCCCAUCAGCGCGGCGCAUUGCUAGCCAAAGAUCUUUCUGGACGCACCCCUCUGCAUUAUGGUGCACAGUAUGGGUUCAAAGUGGUAUGCGAGGUCAUCAUUGAACAUCUGCAAGCUUGGGAUAUGUUUGAUGUUCGUGAAGGCAUUGAUGCACCGCUGUGGCAGGAUAACGAUGGCUGGGCUCCCUUGCACUUGAGUGUUGUUGGCGGUCACCCAUUGACGACCCGGGCACUCUUGGAGGCGGAGAACUGGCAGGGGGCUUCCGAGAAAAAAGCCUCCAUACGGAAGCACGUGUCGAAAUCCAGCGCGGUCUUGGCAUUAGCCACCAAGGCAAAUUUCGUCGAUAUAGUGCAACUCCUUGUGGAUGCGGGAGUCGACAUCAACUACCAGGAUGACCAGGGCGAAACCGCGCUGCAUGUGGCCGCUCGGUUUGGUCACGAUGCGUGCGCAAAGAUUCUGCUUGAGGGCACUGACAAUCAGAAGGCGGACACUGAGCUUACGGAAAAUACUUAUUCGUGGACGCCGCUUUUCGUUGCGUGCGUCGACGGAUCCCUGAGUGUUGUGGAGUUGCUCAUUGAAGCUGGCGCUAAUCUCGAGAGACUCGACUCUUCGGGCUGGAGUGCCAAGGAACAUGCUGCAUUGAGAGGCCAUCUUGAUAUUGCGAGACGUCUGGCACAAGUGACACCCGAACCCGAAGUAACGGAAGCUGAGCCUGCGAUACCCGUUCCUUCGGUGUCUUCUGUCCAAUCCUCCCCACCUUCGCAAUCUUCCCUUACCGAGAGACGAUCUAAUGUUAGCCCACGCGGGAGUCCUGCGCCGCGGAGCACUGAACCUAUUAAGACUUUUGGACAUCGGUAUCUCACCGACAAGGCCAUGAUUCUGGUCAGCUUGGGCACCAUGGACAUGCGAAAGCACAUGGAAGCAGUGAAUCUUGACCGUAUUCCUAUGGUUAACGCUCAUUCUACUCAAUUGGAUACGGCCCUGUCCAUCGUCGUAUCGGCCAAUGGAGCUGAAGGAGAGCCCGAGAUCAUUGAUCUUCCGGUUCAAGAUAACAUCUCUACCGAACCGAUCGUCUUCCAUGCUGCAGACCCAAGCAAGGUCAGGCUUCUGUUUGAUCUGAUCCCCACAUAUGCUGGCUCGAAGGAUCAGAUUGUAGGGCGUGGCGUUGCUCUGCUUUCGAGCGUCAAGCCGACGAUCGGAUCUCACCGUAUCAAUCUCAAAGGUGACUCCACGGUUCCCAUCAUGGCUGCCAACACUUUGGAAGUCAUUGGCUCCGUGACAUUCAACUUCCUUAUCAUUACGCCUUUCAAGCAUCCGAAUAUGUCGAUUACUGGCAACAGGACAUACUACAAGAGCAUGAGCUCGACCAUGGUUAUCGGACACCGCGGUUUAGGGAAGAAUUUGGCCAGUCGCAGAUCUUUACAGUUAGGAGAAAACACUUUGCCGUCUUUUAUUGCGGCUGCCAAUUUGGGAGCAUCCUACGUCGAGUUCGAUGUCCAGCUCACGAAAGACCAUGUUCCUGUCAUCUAUCAUGAUUUCCUUGUCAGCGAAACGGGGAUCGAUGCACCGGUUCAUACUCUGACACUUGAGCAAUUUCUUCAGCUGGGGGAGAGUGGCGUGUCCCGCC